Rhizoctonia solani is the source of this 2409-nucleotide messenger RNA. Its product is annotated as autophagy protein APG9. The record is from RefSeq and is a predicted model, not a curated record. The coding region runs from base 1 to 2409 and encodes 802 amino acids. Lineage: Eukaryota; Fungi; Basidiomycota; Agaricomycetes; Cantharellales; Ceratobasidiaceae. The transcript is spliced from 10 exons. Gene Ontology annotation, biological process: protein localization to phagophore assembly site; autophagy of mitochondrion. Gene Ontology annotation, cellular component: phagophore assembly site; autophagosome.
AUGUCGGCAUAUGUGGACGAAGAUGAACCAUCGGCGUCUCUCUAUGUAUCCCGCGCUCCGAACUCGAUGAGAUCGAGCCAAUCUGGCCGCCCCUUUCUAUCUAUGCUCAAUCCCAUGGGACGGAGCUAUGCUGGCUAUGCCCAUCCUGGAGUAGUCGAAGAGGAAGACGAGGAAGAAAUAGAUCUUGUCCAACACCCUGGUCAGCCUAGUCAUCUGACGAGACGGGACUCUGUGGAUGACGACGAGGUCCCAACAAGUCUCAUGAUUGAAACUUCCAAGCCCAAGCAGCUUUCAUUCGAGGUUAACCAACCACCUCGUCCCUCAGAUCUCAUCCAGCCUUCAUUACCUCAGCCUGCGGUUGCACCUCCUAAACCAAUGAGAGGAAUGGAUAACUACGAGCGUGCCUUAUGGAACUGGUUUAAUGUAUAUAAUCUGGACGCGUUUCUCCAGGAGGGAAAGGGAAUCUAUUGCAUUGCCCUAUCCAAAGGGCUUAACUUACUCACAGUUGGGUUUGUGAUUGGUUUCUCCACGUUUCUUCUAGGUUGUGUCGACUACUCGAAAAUUCGACACACCGGGACUACCCAACUAUCAGACGUUGUCAUUUCUCGUUCAUGGCACAGGUUCUCAGGAUUCACAUGGCUGUUCUUUAUGCUAUUUGGAGCUUUCUACAUUUAUCAGAUUCUUCAAUUCAUCUUUAGCAUGCAACGCCUAUUUGAGCUAUACCAAUUCUAUACUCACCUCUUGGGGGUGCCUGAUUCUGAUGUGCAAACGAUAUCCUGGCCCGAAGUCGUUCGUCGCAUUGGUCUUAUUCGAGAGCACAACCCUAUUACCUCACUCUCAUCCCAAACCGACGGCGCUAACCCUACUACCGCCAAACUCGACGCACACGAUAUUGCUAACCGUAUAAUGCGACAAGAAAACUAUCUCAUCGCAUUAUUUGACCGCGAGCUCCUUGAUCUACGUGUCCCCUUGCCCAAAUUACUGGAGAGACUUUUCCCGCCGAAUGAACAGAAACAGAAUCUCACACGGGCGCUAGAAUGGAACUUGCGUGCAUGCUUACUAGGGCAUUUAUUCGAUCAUCGGGGCACAGUCAGGGGUGUGUUCUUGAAGGAGAAGAAUAAACAUGGAUUAGCUGCCGAGUUAAGGAGACGAAUGAUAUUCUUUGGGGCGAUCAACUUUAUAUUUGCACCGCUGAUCGUGACGUACCUUCUUAUGCACAGCUUUUUCCGGUAUUUUGAAGAGUACCACAAGAACCCGUCUUCGGCUGGAGCUCGACAAUACACACCUUAUGCUAAGUGGACAUUCAGGGAAUACAAUGAGCUUCCACACAUUUUUGCUCGGCGGCUGGACAACUCGUACCCUAUGGCUAGCGAGUACAUGGAUCAAUUCCCAAAGGAAAAGAUGACAAUUAUCGCUCGAUUUGUAUCGUUUAUUUCGGGAUCUUUCGCCGCCGUAUUGAUUCUGGCGUCGGUUAUUGAUCCCGACAUCUUUCUACAUUUCGAGAUUACUCCUGGCCGAACUGUAGUAUUUUAUAUACUGGUACACACCGAAUUUGGUCUCUUGUUCGACACUAAAGUUACCAUCUUUCUCAACGAGCUGAUCUCUGUCAUGGUCACUCCAUUUAUCCUUUGGUACAGCCUUCCUCAACAUGCUGAAAAGAUCAUCGACUUUUUCCGGGAAUCCACCUGGCAUGUGGAAGGUCUGGGUUACGUAUGCAACUCUGCGGUGUUUGACCUGGGGAGACACGGUCGGCCAUUUGAGCAUGAACCCGAGGAACCCGAGCCCAGGAAAGUUGGAAAAGGUAAAUUACGAGAGAGGGAAACCAAGAUGGAGCAGUCCCUUCUUAAUUUCAAGGCAGCAAACCCUGAAUGGAACCCAUCAGACCAAACUGGCUCUUUGUACCUAUCUCGAAACGCAGACAUGGCGCAUCCUUCUUCUCGUGCUGGCCACAACCUCCGCCAAGCCCGUUCACGCAGUCGGUUCAGACAACACUUGCAUCCAACCAGCCACACCCAACCACGCGCGAGCAGCCCAACAAUCAUCCACCGUGACCGUGCAGGGGCAACGGCGACCGAAAACUUCGGCGCCGAGGUUCAGAUGCCCGAGGCCAAACUCGCAGAGCGAGCCGCAGUCUACGAACGCGCGUUGCAACACAGCGUGAAGCUUCGGAGCAGUACGACUUCGGCACCAAGACGGGCGUCGGAACCCACCCCCGAACCUAUGAACAAAGACCCAGAUUCUCAAAGGUUGGAUAUCGGGAGUGCGCUGGGCGAGUCGUACGAUGAUGCGCAGCCGAUAUUCGGGGAGCCUCAGGGACGAGCCGAGGAUCCUAUCGAUGAAGAAUUCGUGGAUGGUGGAUUCAUGGGCUUGCUUGGGAACAUAUACGAGCAGCGGAAAGGAGUUUUGUGA